GAUUCAUGAAAUGAAAGUCGUCUGCAAAACAGUUGCGCUCUCCCUGUGAGGGCCGACUAAUAACAAAUGGCAGAUUUUCUGACGUUGAUAAUUGCGUACAUGGUUUUCUUCCUGUUGGCAAGCUAUGUCAUUUUAUUGGGAGACAGUGAAUAUCAUCGCCAUGGUAUUAUUGGAAAGAUUCGCCAAGCAACAGUACAGACAGCAGUGUUCAUACUUCGGAUCUGUCUGCCAAGUCAAGUGCAGCUUCGCCUGAGCAAUCUCAUCACACAUGUGUUUUUCACAAGGAACCACUACAUACAAGCUGUGUAUGUCAUCAUAUUGUCUGGAAUAUUUGUAGUAUUUUUGAGAGAAAUCUACCCCAGGGCUAAGGAAUACAAUCUGUCGACGAUCCAUGUUAUAUCUCCCUUCAUUGGCAUGGUGAUGAACGGCCUGAUUUUUGCAACCUGCUGCUGGAGUGACCCAGGUGUUAUCGAUAGGAAGAACUAUGAGGAAUGUAGCAAUGUGUUUACGUAUGAUGGCGUUAUGUAUCAAGAAGGGGUACGUUGCAGCACCUGUGAGUUUGUCAAACCUGCACGUUCAAAGCAUUGUGCAUAUUGUAACCACUGUGUCUACCGCUUUGAUCACCAUUGCUCGUGGAUAAACAACUGUAUUGGAGGCAGAAAUGUCCGCUACUUUCUCCUGCUUCUAUUCAGUAUAGCAACUCUAACUUCCCAAAUGUCCUACAUCUCGGGUUGUGUCUUGCGGGAAGUUGCAAGAGAAUCUGGAAUUUGGAAAGCUGGUUACUACGGGACGGACGGUCAGUUCCACCAGGUCACCUCACUAAUCGUUUUUCAGCAUCUGUUUAUGCAGCUACCGGCGGUAGUUUUCUUGAUGACGUCACUAAGUCUUCUGAGCAUCUUGAUCACCAUCUUUCUCUUCUAUCACCUCUACCUGCUGCUCACAAACCAAACGACCAAUGAGAGAUACAAGAGGUCAAGGGUUAUUGGUGACGUCAAGAUGUCAAGUUCUCAACGAUCGACUAAGAGGAGGAGCCGCCACAGAGGGGGCGGGGCUUCGUGGAAUUCUGUUGAUGUUAGCUAUAACAAAGGAUUAGUGCGGAACAUUUGGGAAGUUUUAUAUCCUCCAAUAUGAAGCCAAAUUGUAUACAGAGCAACACUAAGUACAGGGCUUAAAUCUUACACUGGACCACAAGCUAAUGGCCAUUAGUUUAAGUGUCAUGCCUGUAAAACGAUUGACUGGACAAGUUAUUGUGUUUUUCAAUUGAAUAAUAAAACCUCUCACUGUGUAAUAUUAUUUUAAACAAACAAAACCUAGUCAUUGUUCAUAUGUUAACUUUGAGUUUGAUAAACACCUUUCAAUUCUAUUUAAUAAUGAAGUAUGUAUACUCAUAAAGACAAAUGAGAUAAAUCUUCUUUUAUACUGUUUGUCAUGUGUGCUUGUUCAAAUCAAAGAGAAAAAGUUCCUUGCUCUAUAAAAGAAAAUAGGAGAAUGCAUGUUAAACUGUCCUGUUCUUGUAAGAGAGAAAUUCUGGGCAUGUAAACAUUUUGGACAACUAGUGCCUUCGUCUUGUGAAUUUUCCCCAAAAUUAUAAGUAAAGUGAUAAUAAACCUUUAUUUAUGCACAUCCACCACA
Molecule: messenger RNA, 1632 nt
Organism: Asterias rubens (European starfish)
Lineage: Eukaryota; Metazoa; Echinodermata; Asteroidea; Forcipulatida; Asteriidae
Product: probable palmitoyltransferase ZDHHC4
Exons: 6
Coding region: 67-1131 (354 amino acids)
Biological process (GO): peptidyl-L-cysteine S-palmitoylation; protein targeting to membrane
Cellular component (GO): Golgi apparatus; endoplasmic reticulum
Molecular function (GO): protein-cysteine S-palmitoyltransferase activity
Source: RefSeq, a predicted model, not a curated record